AUGCCGCGGGCAAAAGGCGAUAUCGCGGCGCAGGUUUGGGCCACUGACAAGGGCGAUAUCGCCCAGGUUUGGGCCACUGACAGGUCCCUUCUAGUGCAGUUGAGCUUGCGGGAGGACGGGGCUGCUCGCAUAGCCCAGUUGGAGCUCAUGGCAGCGGUGGUCACGCUCAUUUGCCACGUCGGAGUCGCAAUCCUGACUUUGGACAAGAUGGCAGGACAGGUCCACUGCCUACUCUUUGGCAUCAAGCAGGCCCUGGAAAGGCAGCAGCUGCGAAGCCCAGGCGUCCUGUUCUCCAGGGUGAACCAGACCGAGACGGCGCGCUGCAGCCUGGAGAGGCUGCAAGCGCCCCUGGAUCUGCUGGCCUUAGGCGCGGUGUACUACCGGCCCCCGAGAUCACGGCGCUUCGGGCGCCUGGGCAGCACGCUGCUACCUUUGGACUCCCCGGAUAGGCUGCAGGCUCAGGAGGUGCUGCUGCAGGAGGCCGGGGAGCUGCGGAUCCACACGCAGCCGAAGCGCUACGGAGUCCAGCCGAUCAUCUCAGAGCAGCUCCACUUCUGCGGGGACUAUGUGGUAGUGGACAAGCCUUGCGGCAUACCUUGUGCCCCCCACGUCAGCAACGGACGCGAGUGGCUGAUUCCUUUGGCCGCCGCAGCGGCGGCCGCGCGCCUGAAGCGAGGGCGAGAGCUGCGUGCCUGUCAGCGCUUGGACGUCAGCACUUCUGGGCUGGUGGUUUUGGCCAGGACCAAAGCUGCCGCGGAUCAUUUCCAGCAGCUGCUGCGCGGUGGCCGCGUACGGAAGAUCUACCGCGCCCAGAUUCCAGGGAAGAUCGCUUUGCUGCCAGAGCACCUGGACAACUGGAUCUCCGACUCGGUCUUCGGGGUCCCGGCCCCGCGUCUCAUCGCGCCCUUAGGCGCAGACGUUGAACACGGUACGCACAAGUGGCGCAGGGCGCAGACGUCGGUGCUCAGCCAACAACCCAGCCAAAAGGAGAAGCUGGAGCUUCGCCUGAAGUUGCACUCAGGGCGCACCCACCAGCUGCGGGCCCAGCUGUCCUCGCACGGCGCUGUGAUCGAUGAGGACCGGCUGUAUGCGCCCCUGGCGGGCUUCCAGUGGCUCUCCCCCGCGGACGACCCGGAGGCGGCCGAGCGCGUGGACCGAGGAGGGAAGGCGGCGGGGACCGACGAUCCCAUCGCGCUGCAGUGCUGUGAGGUGAGCUUUGAUGGUCUCACUGUCAGAUCUGGCGAGCCCUGGCGCCAGGGUACCUGGACGACCCUGAUCAUGAGCUGA
Molecule: messenger RNA, 1287 nt
Organism: Effrenium voratum
Lineage: Eukaryota; Dinophyceae; Suessiales; Symbiodiniaceae
Source: the annotation of a GenBank genome assembly